Molecule: messenger RNA, 3708 nt
Organism: Scylla paramamosain (green mud crab)
Lineage: Eukaryota; Metazoa; Arthropoda; Malacostraca; Decapoda; Portunidae
Product: kielin/chordin-like protein
Exons: 18
Coding region: 130-3480 (1116 amino acids)
Molecular function (GO): protein binding
Source: RefSeq, a predicted model, not a curated record
AGAAGAUGGAAGGGCGUCAGUCAGCCUUCCCUCACUCUGACGUGAAGGAGGUGCGGGAGUUUUUUAAAGGCGACGGGGAAGGACAGAAAGUGAAGCUACUGACCAAGGAAGGAGGGCGUCGAGUCCAUCAUGAGGCGUGUCUCUGGGGCUUUCCGCGCCGUAUGGCUGUUCGUGGUCAGUCUUGUGAUACUGCUGGCGUGCGUCUCUACUGCUGCUGUGGAAUACUUCGGAAGCGGCGGUGGUAACAUCCCUACAACACGCCGGCCGCCCUUCACGGUCUCUCCGCCAUUCACCAUCGCCCCACCCGUCACGCCGCGCCCAGAAUGUCGCGAUCCUGAGGAGUGCUGUAGAUUUCGAUUUGGUUCGGACGACUUCGAUAUUUGCUGCGAGGAGCACGGCUGCUGUCCCAUGACCUGCCCGCUGACUGACGAAGACGGCAUGAUCUUACCCACGUACCCUUGCCAAGCGUGGGAGUGUUGCGUGCACCGUGAAGGGUCUCCACGGCACCAAGAUUGCUGCAGACGUCACGGAUGUUGCCCUCACUGCAAGCGGGUGCCCUCAGGUUGCUGUUUCAACGACGUACGAUAUACCUUUGGGAGUUUGGUGAUGGACUUGCCAGACGCCUGUGUCCAGCUGGUGUGCGCUGCUAAGCUGUACCCCUUACUGCAGUACCCCUUACUGCAGGCUACCAUCGUUGCCGUGAAGACUUGUUCCUUUAGUGGUGUCAUGGAGGAAUGCUUGGGCUGCCCCGUGUAUCACUGCGUGGAUGAGUUUGGGCUGCAGCGCAUGGACGGGGACACAUGGUCUCCCUCGCCGUGUGUUAAGUGCGAGUGUCGUCAAGGGCAUCAGCGCUGCGUCAGUAUUUUGGCGCGCUGCUUGCCUCCCCCACACCCGAAAUGCAUCCCGAUUCCUGGACCCUGCUGCCCCACCUACCACUGCGAGGACGGCUGUGUUGACGAAGAUGGGAAUUUCCGUCCGGUCGGUGCCCAGUGGCCCACGAGUGACCCCUGCCAAAUGAUGCUUUGUACUGAAACUGGUAUAGAGACCAUUAACACUGCAUGCUUGCCGCCGCCACCUCCCCAUGAAGGCUGUUUCUUGCAAAACGUCCCGGGCCAGUGUUGCAGUGUGUGGAACUGCAGCCGCUGUAUAGAUACUGACGGGUCCAUCCAUCAGCUGCAUGACGAGUGGCAGGCCGGCCCGUGCAUUGUGAAGGUCUGCACAACCUCCGGCAUCGUGGUGAGGGACACUAUCUGCCCCAAACUUGGCCCAGCCCCCCACGAUACCUGCUACAGGGAUAUCCAGGAGGGAGGCUGCUGUGAAGAAUGGAAGUGCGAUGGCUGCUGGGUCGGUGAUGAGCUCCACCCGCCGGGCAGCCAGUGGCCCUCUGAUGAUCCGUGCUUCAACAAUGUGUGUAGAGAAGACACAGUGGUGCUGCAGCGCGUCGACUGCCCGGACUUCCCGAGGCCUCAUGAAAGCUGCUUCGAGCACAUCCCUGACGGCGCGUGUUGCCCUGGGUGGAACUGCAGCGGUUGUCUGGACGACAAUGGCACGUACCACCCUCUGUAUCACGAGUGGCAGAUCGACCCUUGUACCACGCUGGUUUGUCACCUCAAUGGUAUCACAAAGAGGAAGAUUCCUUGUCCCCCACUGGGAUCUGCGCCACACUCCUCCUGCUACACGGUCUUCCUCCCCGGCGGCUGCUGCAAGGAGUGGAAGUGCGACGGUUGCAUCGAUGACACUGGGGAGUUCCAUCCUCUGGGCAGCGAAUGGCCCAGCAGCGACCCCUGUGUAAGAAUGCUGUGUGUGCCACCGGGAGUCAUACAGAAUGCAACUGUGGCUUGUCAGCUUAGUCUUCGUCCCCAUGAAGGCUGCUUCUUUCAAACCGUCGAGGGACAAUGCUGUGGACAGUGGAACUGCAGCGGCUGUCGAGAUAAUGAUGGGAAGUUCCGCAAGCUGUUGGAAAAGUGGAAGAGUGAUCCCUGCACCACCCACAUCUGUACAAGCAUUGGAGUCAAAACCGAAGAGUUGCGGUGUACGUCUCCACCCAGGCCUCACUACUCGUGCAAGUUAGUGGUGUUACCCGACCACUGCUGCCCAUCGUGGGAGUGCAAACAUGGUAGAAGCUCCACGAGCUGUUACGACGAUGAAGGCAACGAAUACGAGAAUGGCAGACAGUGGGCAGCAGACGAGCCCUGCAUGAUUCACCGCUGCGACUCGGGUACCAUCAUCACUGAGCCGGUGCAAUGCGACGAUAAACCCACUCCCCCGAACUGCUUUGAGGAGCAAAUGGAGGGAGAGUGUUGCCCCAAAUGGAACUGCAGCGGCUGUAUGAGCAAGGACGGAGUUUAUCACAAGCUAGAUGAGGUGUGGAAAGUCGCCCCCUGUAUCCUGCAAAGCUGUCACGAGUCUGGAAUACACGAAGCCAUUGUGGAUUGUGCUCCGGGGCCACCACACCCUGGCUGCCGGCAGUGGUUUGAUCCCGAGGAAUGUUGCCCCCAGUGGGAUUGCAGCGACUGCCUCGACGAGGAGGGAAACUUCAGAAUGAACGGCACCACGUGGAUGUCACCGUCUGACUCCUGCAUUAUUUUCACGUGUCUGAACUCUGAGGUGGAGAAGUCCCUGAUUGCGUGCGAUGUAAUUCCGCCACCGUCCCCAAAUUGCAUCCUGUCAACCGAAGAAGACCAGUGUUGCCCAACAUGGAACUGCAGUGGGUGUUUGGAUCAGGCGGGAGAGUUUCACAGUCUGGGCGAGUCCUGGGUCUCUUCCUGCAUGACCCAUCACUGCACACCGCGAGGGAUCAUUACUGAAGACGUGAAGUGCGAUGAUGCCCCGCGACCGGAUUGCGUGCCGGAGCCGCCCCGUCCUGGUGGUUGUUGCCCGACGUGGAACUGUGGAGAAGUACCUCUCAACUGUUCUGUUGUGAAAUGUCAAGGCCCGCCAUGGAACGCUAUCUGCGUUGCUCACAUGGCCCCCCGGCAGUGCUGCCCCGUGUACUCGUGCCGACCCCCGCACCCCAUUCCUGACAUGCCCAAGUGUGCCUCCGUGUACUGCUUGGGACCGCCUCUGCAUGAAUACUGCAUGGCACGUUAUCCUCCAGGCCAGUGCUGUCCACGCUACUUCUGCAGACCAACCACCGAGCCCACCCUUCCCACUGAGUGCGCCAGCGUACUGUGUCUCGCCCCUCCGCCUAAUGUCAACUGCACGGUCACCACGCCGCCCGGAGAGUGUUGCCCUGUGUUCGACUGCGACACAAGUACCACGACCUCCACCACCACAACUACGACUCGCGCUACUCCCACCACUCCGGCCACCACCACAGGACCACCACCACAAACAUCUGGCACGCCACUACCCGGCAAGGACUGCGUCGAUGAGCAAGGCGGCCACAGGAAAGAGGGCGAGGUGUGGCGUUCCUCCGAGGAUGGGUGUAGGAAGUCCCAGUGUCACCAAGGCCUUAUCGUUUACCAUUACGAGUGUUAACAUGGCCAGGGAUGGUUCACCUAAGUCUAUUGCAUGCUAUGCGUAAGAAGCCAAAGAUUGUGGGAUUUGGUUAUGUAUCCUUCAAGUCUGCUGGUGUUAAUCUAGCUUCUUUAAAUUUGUAAGAGGCUUGAGUAUAUGUAUAUAUUUUAGGUUUGUUACCAUUAGUAUAGUGUUCUUUGCAUAUUGUUCUCGGCAAGGUUUGUUAAAUAUAUGAAUUUUAUAAUGCCA